CACAGAACACAUGAAUAUAAGUUAACGCCUACAUUUCCACGGCGACAGCUCCGCUGCCUGCCUCCUCCUCCCACACUCACUCUUUGUCCGCGGGCAGUGGCUGUCUUGUCGGUCGGGAAAAAAAAGCUCACUUUCGCUGCCUGCUAUCUGUCAGGAGGGAGGGGAGCAAACAGACGUUUUCGUAUCAACAUUCACACCGAGAAAGCUCUUCGAAAGACACUUGAGCGAUGGCGGAGGCCCACCAAGCAGUGGCGUUCCAGUUCACCAUAACGCCGGAGGGGAUUGACCUGCAGCUGUCCUAUCAGGCCCUGAACCAGAUCUACCUGUCCGGAGUACGAUCCUGGAAGAAACGAGUCAGCCGCAUGAGGAACAGGGUGAUCAAGGGAGUGUACCCUGCCAGCCCUUCCUCCUGGCUCUUUGUCGUCAUAGCGAUCCUGGCCACCAUGUACAUGCGCUCGGAUCCCAGCAUGGGGCUCAUAACCAAGAUACAGCAACACCUGCCACUAAGUCUCCAUGUCUCGCUCAGUGCCCAGGGUCAGACCAUGCUGUCGGCGCUGGUCUUCAGCACUCUGCUGUGGCUCUCCCUCAUCCUCACACUCAGGUUCUGCCUCAAACUGCUGCUCUCCUACCACCAGUGGAUGUUCGAGCUGCACGGCCGAGUUUCCAACACCACCAAAGUCUGGGUGACUCUGCUGAGGUUAUUUUCAAGCAGGAAGCCUUUACUGUACAGCUAUCAAACCUCUCUGCCCCACCUGCCUGUUCCUGCCAUCAAAGACACACUGAGCAGGUACCUGACGUCAGUGCGCCCUCUGCUGACUGAUCCAGAGUUUAAACGAAUGACUGAACUGGCCAAUCACUUUGAGUCUAACCUGGGAAACCGCCUGCAACGCUACCUGAAACUCAAAGCACUGUGGGCCACCAACUACGUGAGCGACUGGUGGGAGGAAUACAUCUACUUGAGGAGUCGAGGUCCCUUAAUGGUCAACAGUAACUACUAUGGCAUGGACUUUCUGUAUGUGACCCCGACCCCUGUGCAGGCGGCCAGGGCAGGCAACACCAUUACUGCCCUGCUGCUCUACCGCCGCAAGGUCAACCGGGAGGAACUCAAACCAAGUCGUGUUCCAGGUACUGUCAUCCCUCUGUGUGCCGCUCAGUGUGAGAGGAUGUUCAACACAACACGCACACCAGGAGUCGAGACCGAUGUGCUCCAGCACUGGCAAGAUAGUGAGUUCAUUGCAGUGUACCACAAGGGACGCUAUUUCCGCCUGUGGGUGUACCGGGCAGGCCGGCUGCUGUCUCCCAGGGAGAUUGAGUACCAGAUCCAGAGGAUCCUGGAUGACCCUUCAUCCCCGCUACCUGGAGAGGACAAACUUGGUGCUCUCACUGCUGGAGACAGAAUUCCUUGGUCUCAGAUGAGGAAGCAGUACUUCAGCUCCGGCAUCAACAAGCGGUCACUGGAUGCCAUCGAGAAGGCAGCCUUCUUUGUAACCUUGGACGACGAAGAGCAAGGCAUGAGGGGAGAGGACCCAGCGGGAAACCUGGACCGCUACGCCAAGUCCCUGCUCCAUGGGAAAUGUUAUGACAGGUGGUUUGAUAAAUCCUUCUCCAUCGUGAUCUACAAGAAUGGGAAGAAUGGACUGAAUGCAGAGCACUCCUGGGCUGAUGCACCGACAGUGGCUCACCUUUGGGAGUACACCCUGGCCACAGAUGCCUUCCAGCUGGGCUACACUGAGGACGGGCACUGUAAAGGCGAGGUGGACCGCUCACUACCCCUACCCCAGAGGCUCGCCUGGGACAUCCCUGUACAGGUUCAGGCUCAGGUGUGCAGCUCCCUGGCUGUCGCCCAGGCCCUGGCAGAUGACGUGGACUGCCAUGUGUUUCCCUUCGGAGAGUUCGGAAAAGGACGGAUCAAGAAGCUACGCAUCAGCCCCGACGCAUUCAUACAGAUCGGCUUACAACUGGCAUACUACAGGGAUCGUGGAGGUUUAUGUCUGACUUACGAAGCGUCAAUGACCCGUCUGUUCAGGGAGGGCCGGACAGAGACUGUGCGAUCAUGCUCCAAUGAGAGCUCUGCCUUCGUCAAAGCUCUAGAGGAUGGAGAGGCAGAGGAGCAAUGCAGGCAUCUCUUCCGACUGGCAUCAGAGAGGCACCAGAACCUUUAUCGAAUGGCUAUGACUGGAGCUGGAAUUGACAGACACCUCUUCUGCCUGUAUGUGGUCUCCAAAUACUUGGGGGUGGAGUCACCCUUCCUCAAAGAGGUUUUAUCAGAGCCUUGGCGUCUCUCCACCAGUCAGACCCCGGUUCAGCAGAUGGAGCUGUUUGAUCUGAAGAACCACCCUGAUUUCGUAUCGCUGGGCGGAGGGUUCGGACCUGUUGCUGAUGACGGUUAUGGGGUUUCUUACAUCAUUGUGGGUGAAGAUAUGAUCAACUUCCACGUGUCCUCCAAAUAUUCCUGCAGUGAGACUGACUCCCACAGAUUUGGAGCUCAGAUAAGUAAAGCGCUCCAAGACAUCAUGACUCUCCUCUCUGCUGACACCAAAACCUCCUCGUCCUCCAAAGGCACAGCCCAGCCCAAGAAGCUCCUCUGAAAAUGGCGGAAAGCAUCUCACCAUGUGGACAAAUAUUCCCUUCCAGACAUCUAAGCUAAGCGUGGAAAGCAUUAAGAAUCCAUUAUCUAGAAUCAGUAAUGUUAAAAGAACAACCCAUUAUGUGACUUAAGACAGAAAAGCCUUCAUUAAACUGACAAAAGUGAAUUUAAGAGAAAAACAGGGCACAAUGGCACUGUUUUUCACCUCCUGCUCAGCAACAAAAAUGUAAACACACCUGCGUCAGAGCACUGCCGAACCCUCAACUGAAUGUUAUAAUUUACAUUCUUCCAAUAAAAAAGUUCAAAAGCCUUUCUGCAUGAACAGGAGCUAUUCAACAUUAACACGAACACUUUCAGGGUUUUUUUUUGAUUCAGCUACCUAACACGAGAAUGCGAAAUGCUUCCAAUCCCUGCUUUCUCUGAGAAUAUGAAACCAGUGAUGGGGGAUUUUUAAGAAAGAGGGAGCAAUGGUCAUCACUUAUGGGGCAGCUGUGGCUAGAGAGGGUCGUCCACUAAUCAGAAGGUCGGCGGUUCGAUCACAUGUCGAAGUGUCCUUGGGCAAGACACUGAACCCCGAAUUGCUCCCGGGGGCUGUGCCUUCGGUGUGUGAGUGUGUGUGUGAAUGAAUAGUUUCUUUGGACUGAUGAGCAGUUGGCACCUGCCAUCAGUGUGUGUGAAUGGGGUGAAUGUGAUAUGUAGUGUGAAGUGCUUUGAUUGGUCUGAAGACUAGAAAGGCGCUAUAUAAGUACAGUCCAUUUACCAUGUUGAAGGUCAUUGCUAAAAAUCUGACAGUUUGAGGGGGGAAAAAAGGAAGUACAACAUGGCGGAUAAGACUGAAGCAGAGAUAAAUCUCAAUGAAGGGAAAGAGAUACUUAGAGACCAAAACAGCCCCAAUUUUUUUUGUCAUUUAAUUUUUUAUAUCAAAUGGGACUAGAAGUUUAUAAGCUAGACAAUGAUAGUCCCAGUCUAACCUUUUUGAUUGGUUCCUAUAAAAGUUUUUCCAGUUGAUGUUCAGGGUUACUUUGACCCAUCACCCGAUCUCUGGACAAGCCAUGGACCACAGCCUGAAUCAAUAGUUAACUACUUGAUGCCUUACGUAAAUCUUCAGUUACAGGGAGAAUGUGUGUUACUGUUGUUACAAGUUACUGCCUAUAAUCACAGUACAAUGCAUCCAAACUGGUACUGUGGCUUUUGUGCAACGUCUACUAAUUAAUGUGUCGUGUCUCCCUCAAAUUAGUACGCCUUAACAUUGGUUGCCAGUUUUCGUUGUGACCAUUAAAGGUGCCCUGUGGUGUUUUUCUUGUAAACCAACAAAACUUGUGUUUACAUUCAGUAUUUCUCAUGAAAAAAAAAUUGAGUCUAUCCUUGAGGUCUAACAUUCUUGUUAAAUGCAUUUUCUCCCUCCCUAAAACAUUUGCACAACAGGGACCCACUCGUAAAAAAAAAAAGAAAAAAGAUUGCUCCAUGGUGCUUCUAGUUGUCAAAAACUCCACAGGGCACCUUUAAAGCAAACUGUUGACAUGCUUAGAGUGUCUGUAACUUGUUUGAGUCGUUGGGUAUUUAUUUCAGGUUGUGCAGGAGGAUUUGGAGCAGUGGUGGACAGAGUAUUCAGAUUCUUUACUUAGGUAAAAGUCCUGCAUUCAAAAUAUUAAGUACAAGUACAAAAGUACUAUUAGCAAAUGUACUUAAAGUAUAUUAAGUACUCAUUAUGUAGCUGAAUAGCUACUUAUAUUAUUUUAUCAUUAUUAAUGAUUCAUUAACACAUAAGCAAGAUUUAAUGUUGUUGCAGUUUGAAACAUCUGCAAAGUAACCAGUAACUAUAGCUCUCAGAUAAUUGUAGUAGAGUUAAAUGUCUUUUCCUCCGAAAUAUUCAAGUAAAGUACAAGUUUCUCAAACUUGUACCUUAGUAAAGUACUCGUGUAAAUCUACUUUCACCACUGGUUUGGAGGUUUUCAUUUUAAACUGUUAAGAAAUCAAUGUUUAUCAGUUUCAAAGUAACCUCGAAUGUAGUGGUUUGGGACUGGGAGUGGUCACUGUUUGAACUAUUGUUUCAGGGUUGUGAUUCAGGGCCCCUGUGCCAGCUGGAAGGCCGCCGACUCUUUUGAGCUUUGAGUCGCAGCACUGUGCUCAAACGAGAGCCAUGAGAGCACCAAAUGCCAAAUGAUAGUUGCAUUGCAUUAAUUUUAUUUGAUGCCUCAGAAAUGUAAGUUUAAUUUCAGUCAUUAAAAAAACUAAUUUGAAUUAGUAGUUCCAUGAUUCACACGAUUCAGCUACAUUUUCAAUAUUGGACAACCCCAUAAAAGUGAUAACAUAUUUUUUCAGGCUGUAUUUUGACCCAGAUGAGGUGGAUAACUUGCAAUGUAGCUCUGGAAGUUUUAUUUGUAGUCAUGUGUAUGAAGAAUGGAGGGAAGGAAAGGAGAAGAUAAAUGUUUUUCUUUCCCUUUUCAUUUCCAGUUCAGUGGAUUGAUGUAGGUGUAGUGUUUUAGAUCCUUGUAAGGAUAUGCUUCAGCUUAUCAGACACAGUUGUGUUUUACUGCUGUUGGAUGAAACACACCUCACAUGUUGGAGAUGGUCAGAAGUGGACGGUUGCUGUGUGGGAUACAGUUGCAUUGCCUUGUCAUUAUUCUUACUGCCACUGAAACAGUUAUUUGUCAAGCAUUUGGGAAAGGGAUGAGUUGGCUCCUGCCAACUCUUAAACUUCCCCCUUAAAGUAAGCACACUUAUUAGAGCAAAGACCAAGGCUCAGGAUUUAGAUUUACAAAUGGUUCUAAAUAAUGCAGUCCACUUCUGGGCCGGUGGUGGGAGAUCAAUCAAGCUAUCAAGCUAUGGCAUUUAAGAAACACACAUGUGCCUGAAUUCAGAUAUUCAUUCAGUAAAACAGUUUCAAUGCAAUUUUUUAAUCCAUGCAAUUCCUAAGGGAAACCUUGUAACGUUUUCUCUCUGUGCUGUGUGUGUGUGUGUGUGUGUGUGUGUGUGUGUGUGUGUGUGUGUGUGUGUGUGUGUGAAUAAGAAUGUACUACAGUUGCUCAGUUAGUUGCUGUUAGCAUCAUCAGGAUAACUAUUAACUCGCUGCACUACAUCUCUGCUCGUGUUUUCUAACUGUACUCUAACUGAUAUCUCUUUUUUUUCUUAUAUCUCUUGUUCUCAGUUUUGUAAAAGAUUUGUAAAGACAAUUUCUACAGCUCCAGCAAUGUACAUUAACAACUUCUCUACUUCUCUCCACUUGUGACUUUUGUUGUUUUGUUUCUAAAUGUGGAAGGCCCAAAAGCUGCUUCUUGGUAUAUUUCUUCUUCAGUAAUCAAAAGAUUAAAUCUUGAUUACAGGAAAGUGUUCAAAGAUUUGCUGACAGAACCAAACCGGUUUCAACCAGUUUGUCACGAUCAGACGGUCGAGGUCAUGAAACACGACUAAAAGUUUUAUUAUGUUAGCAUCAAAAACAUUUGUCACGAUCACAUGUAAACAAUACAUUUAAAAUCAGUUUUAACUCCCCAUGUCCUCUCCUGCCUUCCAUACUUCCAUAAUAUAAAUUUUUGUAAAUCUGUUUAGGGAAUACCAUAAAUAGUCCCUCUGUCUCUUUAAUAAGGGCUUCUUAUAAUGUUGGUACAUUUAAGAUUACUCUGUUGUUGCAGUUUGGACAAGAGCAUUCAGUUAAAUGCAUCGAAUACAGUACAGAUGUUAUUUAAUUCUCGUUACAGUCCAUUGUUCAUCACUUCAUGCCUCAGCCUGCCUGAAAAACAUGAAGCCAGACAAACCGAUUCUAUGCGUCAGUCUGCUCCACUGUGCCAUGUUUUUAUCAAGUAACGUGCGAUGGAAUAAGUGAUGCAAUCAUGUCUUCCGGCGUUAGCACUGUCUUUUCUUACUUUUUGAUUAUGGGAUACAUUUUUAUUGUUUAUUUCUGUGUAACCUGUAUAAUUGCUGUUUUUACUCUCGGUUAAUGGUCGGUGAUGCUUGAACAUUUUUGAUGAAUUUGUGGGUAUUGUAGUAUUAAAUGAUAUGUUAGCCCAUGUUUACUGAUUUUACACUCCAAAAGAAGCUUAUUAUUGCUGGGGGUGAUGCCGUGUUAUGUGAAAUAAAAUACUUACUGACCCUACA
Molecule: messenger RNA, 6679 nt
Organism: Siniperca chuatsi (mandarin fish)
Lineage: Eukaryota; Metazoa; Chordata; Actinopteri; Centrarchiformes; Sinipercidae
Gene: cpt1a2b
Product: carnitine palmitoyltransferase 1A2b
Exons: 19
Coding region: 228-2588 (786 amino acids)
Biological process (GO): fatty acid metabolic process; carnitine metabolic process
Cellular component (GO): mitochondrion
Molecular function (GO): carnitine O-palmitoyltransferase activity
Source: RefSeq, a predicted model, not a curated record